GCAAAGGCCGCAAGGACGCUGCGCUCCAUCUGGAGAAAAUAACACUAAUCUAGAGUACUUUCUCCGUUAGGGUCAUGCAUCCGAAACCAUGCGUUUAGGUGCAGCCGUGUGCACGGCAUGACACCAGAGAGGAACGAGCAGUACAGGUGAAAUAACACUUGUGUACCCCAAGGCGACAAAGCUUCUGUUUUUGUGCCUUCGGCUUGCCGACACCGGCGUCUACCAUGGGAAAAGACGCAAGAGCAAAGCGCACGUUUCGAGAAGAAUGGAGAAAGGACAAGAAACUGAGCGGAUGGAUUUCGUCACGUGACGGCGGAACGACUGCUCACUGCAAGUACUGCAAUUGCAACAUUCGACCCCACUACAGUGAUCUGUUGAAGCACGCAGAAACCAAAAAGCACCGCGAGUGCGCAGUAAUCCCAAGUUCGCAACAAAAACUGCCGCAGCUUCUAGCGUCUUCGAGUCGAACGUACUAUGAAAAGGCUCGCCGAGAGUUAAGGAUCGCCUUGUACACUGCAGUGCACACUUCCAUAAAUGCUGUCGACGAACUUGGUGAGAUUCUGCAUUCCGAAUUCAAUGAUUUUGAUCUGCACAGAACGAAGUGCACGGCUAUAAUUACGAAUGUUCUCUUCCCGUACUUCACGGAAAACAUGGACAAACAACUGAACGGCUCCAGCUAUUCUCUAAUGGUGGAUGAAUCAACCGAUGUAUCCACGACAAAGCAACUUUGCAUGGUUGUGCGGUUUCUGAGUUUAGAAGAAAACAGGAUUGCAACCACCCUUCUUGAUCUCGUAGAGCUGUCUGAUGGAACGGCAGAAACGCUUCACGACACGGUAUUGAAGACGUUGGACAAGCACGGCCUAUCGAUCAAGAACUGUCUCGGACUCUGCACCGAUGGUGCAAAUGCCAUGUGCGGCAAACACAAUUCUCUGUUCAGUCGUCUUAGUGAGGACAACAAAGACUUGAUUCUGAUCAAAUGCUCUUGCCACAGCCUGGACCUUGUGGCAUCCAAGUCGAUGGAGGCGAUUCCUUCUGCGGUUGAGCACUUAGUGCGAGAAACCUACAACUACUUUGCACACAGCAGCUGCCGGCAAGAUGCUUAUAAGAGACUGUAUGCCAGUAUGACAGUGGAAGAUGAAAGUGCAAAUCCACCGCCCAAGAUUCUGUCGCUUUCGCAGACGAGAUGGCUUGCUAUUGCAGACUCUAUAGAAAGAAUUUUGGCGCAGUACCAGUCUCUCGAAGAGUUUUUUGAGAAAGCAGAAGAUCGCAGCUACAACGUGCGCAUUUUACGAGAGAUGUAUCGAGACAGAAAAAAUUAUGUUUACCUCGUGUUUCUUGCCUCAGUUCUCCGUAACGUUAGGCGAGUGAACAAAAUGUUCCAAACAAACACAACUGACCCACUGGUUGUCUUCCAAGAGCUAGAAAAUUUGUAUUUGGAAUUUCUUAGGCGGAUUUUGAAUCCAUCAGUUUUGAAGCACAACACAACGGCAAGUCUGCUGUCGCUAGACCUGGCAAAAAUGAAGUCGAUUUUCCUGCAACCAGAAGUAGUGGACCUAGGUGACGUCUUCAGAGAGAAGAUUUCACUAGUCCCUAUUGAAGACGAACGGGCCGCGCUGGACGCGGUGGACCUGCUGCGCCGCUACUUCGGCAGCCAAGAAGACGGUGCAGAUGGGCUUGAGACAGCUGCUGCUGCCGAGAAGGCCGUCCUUCGGUUAAGGAAGACACAGCAGCGAAGCAUAACCGAUCAUUUUGCGCCGUCAACAUGA
This is a messenger RNA of Dermacentor albipictus, 1766 nucleotides long. NCBI's taxonomy places the organism in Eukaryota, Metazoa, Arthropoda, Arachnida, Ixodida, Ixodidae. The record is from RefSeq and is a predicted model, not a curated record.